AUUCAAAUUCCCCCCACGCUCACACCCCCACUUCACUUCUUCCUCAAAUUAUUCAAACAUAUCUCAUGGCUCCUCCUCCUUCAUUUUCAUCUCUCUUACUCUUCCUAUCUCUUCUCUCUGUUUCCUCUGUCUUUUGUAGUAACUUUUACAAUGACUUUGAAAUCACUUGGGGUAAUGACCGUGCCAAAAUUCUCAAUAAUGGUGACCUUCUUACUCUUUCUUUAGACCGAGGCUCUGGCUCUGGCUUUCAGUCUAAGAAUGUUUACCUUUAUGGUAAAAUUGAUAUGCAACUUAAACUUGUCCCUGGAAACUCUGCUGGCACUGUCACUACUUAUUAUCUUAAAUCCCAAGGCUCGACGUGGGAUGAAAUAGACUUUGAAUUCUUGGGAAAUCUCAGCGGUGAUCCUUAUACUCUUCAUACUAAUGUUUACACCCAAGGCAAAGGCGACAGAGAACAACAAUUUCACCUUUGGUUUGAUCCUACCUCUGAUUUCCACACCUAUUCAAUCCUCUGGAAUCCCCAAGGGAUCAUAUUCUCGGUAGAUGGAACACCGAUCAGAGAGUUCAAGAACCACGAAUCCUCGGGCGUUCUGUUUCCAAAAAACCAACCGAUGAGACUGUACUCGAGUCUAUGGAACGCGGACGACUGGGCGACAAGAGGAGGGCUAGUGAAGACAGAUUGGUCAAAAGCUCCAUUCACAGCGUCGUACAGAAACUUCAACGCCGACGUUUGUGUGUGGUCGGGGGGAGUGUCGUCGUGUUCCUCAGGAGGGAAUGUGGGGGGAAGAGGAUGGCUGUCGGAAAAUCUGGACAUUACUCGACAACAAAGGAUGAAGUGGGUUCAGAGGAAUUACAUGAUUUACAAUUAUUGUACCGACGCCAAGAGAUUCCCUCAAGGCUACCCUCCGGAGUGUGCAAUUGCCCCUUGAAUUUGGUCAUGCCCCCACAUUCUCCAUUUGCCUUUCUUUCCUUUGCUUUGCUUGCCGUACAAAAUUUGGAUGGAUAGAUCAUCUUUUAAUCAAUUAAUUAAAUUAAAUUAAAUUACUAAUAAAAUUAAUCAUAUAGUAUUGUUGUAUUAUUGUAUAUAACAAUAUGUAUAUCUGGUUUUGCAUGGCUAUAUUGUCUACGUGGUUCUGUUUUUCUUUCACUCCUAUAUUUGGGGAAAAAAAUUAAUAAAAAAUAAUAGUGAGAUGCCCUUUUCAUCCC
Messenger RNA from Cucumis melo (muskmelon), 1206 nucleotides. RefSeq names its product xyloglucan endotransglucosylase/hydrolase protein 22-like (gene XTH2). The record is from RefSeq and is marked provisional. Lineage: Eukaryota; Viridiplantae; Streptophyta; Magnoliopsida; Cucurbitales; Cucurbitaceae. Gene Ontology annotation, molecular function: xyloglucan:xyloglucosyl transferase activity; hydrolase activity, hydrolyzing O-glycosyl compounds. Gene Ontology annotation, biological process: cell wall biogenesis; xyloglucan metabolic process. Gene Ontology annotation, cellular component: apoplast; cell wall.